Messenger RNA from Cucurbita maxima (winter squash), 812 nucleotides. RefSeq lists its product as uncharacterized. Lineage: Eukaryota; Viridiplantae; Streptophyta; Magnoliopsida; Cucurbitales; Cucurbitaceae. Bases 91 to 645 code for a protein of 184 amino acids. The record is from RefSeq and is a predicted model, not a curated record. The transcript has a single exon.
CUUCCCGUUCUUCAUCCCCAAAUCUCAUCUCAAUCUUCUUCAAUCUCUUCAAUCUCCCAAAUUCGACGCGAAACGAACCAGAUUUCGCCAAUGGGUCUCUCACCAUCUUCACCAUCACCCUCAAUUUCUAGGUCACACUACAACAUCCACAAGCUCUUCCUCCUCUGCAACUACAUCCUCCUCGGCGCCGCCUCCUCUUGCAUUUUCCUAACUCUAUCCCUCCGCCUCAUCCCCUCCGUAUGCGGCUUCUUCAUCAUCUUCCUCCACGCCUUCACAAUCGCCGGCGCUGUCUCCGGCUGCGCCAUGGCUUCCGCCGCUACCGGCCGCUGGUUCGGCGUCCAUAUGGUCUUCACCGUCCUGACCGCCAUAUUUCAAGGCUCUGUUGCGGUUCUGAUUUUCACCAGAACUAGUGAUUUCCUUGGGGAACUGAAAUCGUACGUCCGGGAGGAAGAUGGGUCGGUGAUUUUGAAAUUGGGCGGCGGAUUGAGCUGCUUGAUCUUCGGUUUGGAGUGGGUUGUGCUGGUUUUGGCGUUCUGUUUGAAGUAUUACUUUUAUGUUGAGGGAAAUGGAAGCGGUGAGAAGAGAAGCGCUAAGGUUCAACAGUUUGAAGAUUCGAAGUGGGCGGCGGCGCCAUUCCCAGUUUGAAGAUUCUUCUUUCUGGAUGAAUUUUGGUUUUGGUUUGUGGUUCUUGAUGAUGAUUCAAAUUCAUUCAUAUUUGAUUGGUUUCUUUGUGUUUGUGUUUGAUCGUGAUUAUAUAUUUGUAUUGUAUGUGUUUGUGAGUUCAAUUAAGCUUGGAAUUAUGGCUUCAAUUU